Messenger RNA from Cimex lectularius (bed bug), 2931 nucleotides. RefSeq lists its product as uncharacterized. The record is from RefSeq and is a predicted model, not a curated record. Lineage: Eukaryota; Metazoa; Arthropoda; Insecta; Hemiptera; Cimicidae. Bases 354 to 1973 code for a protein of 539 amino acids. The transcript is spliced from 9 exons.
UUCGUUUUGAACAAUUCCACUGGUUAUGGUUUUUAUCAUAACACGGAAGUUUUCCGGACGUGCUGAUAGAAAAUAAUUGAACAAAUGCAAGACUGAAUCGCCUUUAAUUUGCCUCUUUUUUUUCUUUUAAUUUGCCGUAUUUUUCGUUCGAUUUAUUUUUCGCCUUUGUUUUGUUUGUUUCACUUUUUUCGAAAUAGUCCCUAUAGAAAAAACAAAUCAGUGAAAGGUUCCGCAUUGUUAUACAAUCCGUUUAACUGAGGCUUAAACCCACAGAUUUUCCUUUUUUGAAUAAAAGCCUUUUUUUCUUUUAUUUUUCUCGCAGUUUCUAAUUUGUACCCUGCUGAAGGUGAGCCAUGCCUAAAGAAACAGAAACACGCCAGCCGGCGGACGGCGAUGAGGAAUUUCAACCGUUGGACUUCGUCGAGGAAGGCAACGAACAAACUUGGUUGAUUUGCGUUGAUGGUGAAGUUGAAAAGUUAUAUGACAUAACAGAGUUUCUUGACCUUACAAAUUUAAAUUGUAAAUUCCGAUCGCCGAACGAGCAAGGUGAAGGUGCAUCCAAAGCAAUAAUGAGGCAACAUCCUAAGCAGAGACAUUUAGCAAAGCCUGACGAUGCGUCUUAUCUAAAGGAAAGAGCGAUCAGAUCAAGGAACCUCAUGUUCAAGGAAAACCGAGGUGUUAUGAACCUAAACGCUGAUUCGCCCAUAUUUAUCAACACUGCUCAAAUUGAGCCUACGCUUUACUUCCAGAAUUUAUCAAACCCAAAUAAAACAACACCGUUGUCUACGAGCGGAUCGAAUAUUAAAAGACUCGGCCCAUUGUACGACAGUCUAAUCGAAAAGUGCGACAGAUCAUUAUUAGACGAAAUGGAAAUACCAAACAAGAGCAAUACAUCACUUCUUAGCUCGUCGCCUCUUUCAUCGAUGAACAAACUGAUCGAAUCAGAUGACAUUAUCAACACUAAUGCCGAAUCGGCUGCGGAUAGAAAAAUUAAUACAAAGACUUUUACUCGGCCCAAAAAACCGCAAGCCAAACAAAACCAACCCGGACGAAAAAAUAUCGUCGAUGAAUUGGCACAAAAAUAUUCAGUCGCCUAUCUUAAUAACACCGACAUUAACUCUCCGGAUUUGGACUCACCUUUAGAUGGAGAAGGUAAGGAAUUGACUUUUCAACUGAAUUCCACAAAAUUACCUGAGGAUUUAGACAACGCACAGAGCUCUGAAGUCAAUAAAACAUGGGAAAUUAUAAAACAAGAUAUCAAUUCUACUUCACCAACAAUUUCUCCUAAAGUUUGUACUGAGGAAGUUAACAAGGCGGAUUCUAUGAAUGAGACAUUUCUACAGAAUGAAAAAGCCGUGAAUGAAAGUUUCUCAUCCGAUGUACGUUCGAUAAAAUGCAUAAACAAAACAUUUGACAAGAACGGUAGGCUUGAUGAAAAAUCUAUUGCGGUUGAAAACAAUAAAAUAAUCGAUACAGAAAUAAAAAAGACUGGAGAAAGCCCAGGCCAUGUGACAAAUGAAUGCAACAAUGAUGAAGACAAUAUUUUGAAUAGAACUUUUGUCACAAAUUCCAAAGAAACGACUCCAUCUCCAGAAUUUCAUCCUAGAUUGAUGUCAACUCCUAAAAUCAAUGAUAUAAAAACUAGAAGCAAAAUUCAACCUCCAAGAAAAAAAUGCUUGCACAUGCCACGUAACAUUUAUGUUCUUGAAACAGCAAAUUCUAUGCGCAAAGUUGUUUCUGAAGAAAAUUUAAUGAAGCCAAUGAAAAUAUUAAGAAAACCACUAUAUUAUGCUUCUACAACUAAUCUGAAUAACAAUAAUAAUCCAAAUAUAGGAAUGUCUACUGAAAGCCUACCUGGACCAUCAAGUUCAUUGGCCUCUGCAAAAGCAGAGGGUUCACGUUUACCUGUGCCAAAGAGAAGAUCUUCACGUAUCCCCAUGAUCAGUAAGAUACCGACACCUUUCCAGAGAUAACUCGUCUUCAAAUAUUUCUACGUAUUGCUGUAAUGUUUAUUCAAAUUUAUAUUCAUUUAAAUGAUUCCAAUUUAAAGAUUGUUCACUACUUUUUGUUUUAAAUUACAUUAAAACACUACUUUGAUCAAUUAUAAUUCCCAUCUGUGGGAAAUGCAAGUAUUGUCUGAAUUUAUUCGUAAAGUUGGAAACUACAUUCACUACUGGUAUAAAGUCAAAUACGGUAGAAGUAAGGUAAUCUGAAUAUAACACAUUUGGAUAUAUUUCGCCUGUUUUAAGUCAAUAAUUGUUCCUAACAAUGUGGUACUAGGAAUUUAUCAGAUAGGACAAAGCCAUGAAAAGGCUGUUAGAUAUAAAAUUCAAAUCUAUAAUUCAUGCAGAUGUUUGAAAAUACAUUACAUACGUAAUCCUUCAAAGCAAAUGUGCCCUUUCCAAAUUUAUAAUGUUGACAAUAUUUAUUUUUUAUUGUUUAAAGGUCCAUGAGUAGAAAAACAAUUGACAGCAGUAUGAUCAUAAUGUUUGGUUUUGGUUUGCCUAUCGUUGUUAGUUAGGCAUGCUUCUAUUUAACAUCUUCAAUGGAAAAAAAAUCCUUUGUAACGGAUAACCAGUAUGAUCACACUGCUGACAGUGGUGUGUAAAUCUUUUGAAAUAUUAGGGAUAUUUUCUAAAACAACUUUUUUUUUUUCUUUAACACAUUUUUAAUAGAAAUUAAAGGGCAAUUUGAUUGACAUGUACCUGAAAUGCAUAAAAAAUGUAUUUUUUUAAAAAAUAUACAUAUAUAUUUAAAAGAAGGAAAAAAUAAGAUGCAUAGUAUACAUGUUAUGAUAACUGAUUGUUAUUAUUGUAGGUUUGAAAAAUACAUGUUCCGGUAAAUAUGUAUUCUUGUUCAUUUGAUCAAUUUUACAUGUUUAUUUUAAUUUAUUAACCUGAUUCAAAUUCUAAUUAUACAAUUUUUCUUUAA